Messenger RNA from Diplodia corticola, 1017 nucleotides. RefSeq lists its product as uncharacterized. The record is from RefSeq and is a predicted model, not a curated record. The transcript is spliced from 4 exons. Bases 1 to 1017 code for a protein of 338 amino acids. Lineage: Eukaryota; Fungi; Ascomycota; Dothideomycetes; Botryosphaeriales; Botryosphaeriaceae.
AUGGUCCCCCGGCCCUUCCACAUCCACAUUCUCAACCCCAAGGACACGUACGCCUCGGGCGAUGUAAUCCGAGGCAUGGUCGGGGCCAGGGUCCCGUGGAGCUCGGUCGAAUCCGCCAAAAUCUCCCUAAUCGGCACCACGGAGACUCUGGUCAACCACCGCAGGUGCAGACGGCACCAAUUGAUCGACAUUGAGAAGCCACUUAUUCCCGUGCCAGAUUAUGGUGGAUACAGGGCCUUCGAGUUCACUAUACCUAUCCUCACUGACACUCCCGGGAAGCAUGGUCGGACCACGACCCCUCGUAAAUUCGCCGUCCAGCGUCAUCGUCUUCCGCCCACCUUUAGCCAUAGAGAUUCACGUGGAAACACGGCUACGGUUGACUAUGCCAUCUGCGCACGCAUGACGUUCACGGACCCGAACGAGACACCGCACGUAGAGUCGAUUGACUUGACAAUUACGCACAAGCCGCAUAGCCCUACCAAUUACAACAGUCCCCAGGUUGAACUCAUCAGUCUCAGUGUGACGCUCAAGGAGGAAACCUCAAUCUUGGGGCCGGCAGACGGGCGCCACAGCAUUCAUGCCUGGUUUGGUUGCUUUCACACCCACAAAGACAUCAAAGAGUUGGCCGUGGAAGACCGACGAGCCGAGACGUGGGCGCCUACCAUGUUCAAGAACGAAGGCACGCAGUCCGUUCUCGGCAUGCUGUUUACCGUGCCAGUGGCCGUCCGGCAGAAGACGCAGACUUUCAACCUUUACAGACGUCACAGCGUCACUGUCAAGGCUGACUUGGCGGCCAGUCAGGUACUCGCCGUUGUCAGCUCGUCCUUUGCUGGCUCCAUCACCUUCGCAGCGUCCGUUGACUCCGUCGACUCCGUCGUCUGCCAUGUGGUUUGCAGAACGGCCAAGCCUUCUGACUCCGCCGUCUACCCCGUUGUCAUCGCAACGUCCGUUUCCGGCACUGGUCGAUGUUCAGUGCCCGUCUUGUGGAGCGGACAUCUCGUCCUUGUCUCGGCAUGA